Oncorhynchus keta (chum salmon) is the source of this 3132-nucleotide messenger RNA. RefSeq names its product MOB-like protein phocein. Bases 233 to 913 code for a protein of 226 amino acids. The record is from RefSeq and is a predicted model, not a curated record. The transcript is spliced from 9 exons. Gene Ontology annotation, cellular component: cytoplasm. NCBI's taxonomy places the organism in Eukaryota, Metazoa, Chordata, Actinopteri, Salmoniformes, Salmonidae.
ACAAAGACCGACACAACACAAACACACACUUUUACACUAAUAAUUUGCUGCUGGUGCUCUGUUCUUUAUUCUAUUCUUAUUAUCGAUCCUGAUGUCUAGUCACUUUGCCCUGCCUUCGUGUACACAUCUACCUCAGAUACCUCGUGCCUCUUCAUGUUGAUCUGAAGAUCGGCUACUUGCACGGCGAGCUGACACUUCCUCCAGCUUUGGCAACAUCCGGAUUCCAGUCGAGAUGGUCAUGGCGGAGGGUGCAGCUGUUAUGAGGAGGAAUCGACCAGGGACUAAAGAAAAGGACUUCUACAACUGGCCCGAUGAGUCGUUCGAGGAGAUGGACAGCACACUGGCUGUGCAGCAGUACAUCCAACAGAACAUCCGUACAGACUGCUCCAACAUGGACAAGAUCCUGGAGCCCCCAGAGGGUCAGGAUGAGGGGGUCUGGAAGUACGAACACCUCAGGCAGUUCUGUUUGGAGCUGAACGGACUUGCUGUGAAACUACAGGGAGAAUGCCACCCAGACACAUGCACCCAGAUGACAGCAACAGAGCAGUGGAUCUUCCUCUGUGCUGCACACAAGACUCCCAAAGAGUGUCCAGCCAUCGACUACACCAGACACACUCUGGACGGAGCCGCCUGCCUCCUCAACAGUAACAAGUACUUCCCUAGCAGAGUGAGCAUUAAAGAGUCCUCAGUAGGGAAACUGGGUUCAGUUUGCCGGCGGAUCUACAGGAUAUUCUCCCACGCUUACUUCCACCAUCGUCAGAUCUUUGACAAGUAUGAGAACGAGACGUUCCUGUGCCAUCGGUUCACGCGCUUCGUGAUGAAGUACAACCUGAUGUCCAAGGACAACCUGAUCGUACCCAUCAUGGAGGAUGAGACUAACCCUAACGAAGCAGAGGGCGAGAGCGACGCCUGAGGACUGGGAUCUGAAGAGGAUCUGCUACACCCUGCCAAACUAUUUCAAACACAUGGCUGUCUCACACACCCACCCACAACCACACAAUACACUAAAGUACACUAAAAUCACCAGUUUUUAAGUAGAAUAUUUUCAAUAUUGUAUGAACAUCCUAAUUUAGCUUGUAUGUUUCAGAGAACAAGACAAUGUUGUGGUUAAAUGACUAACCAAUAUACACUGUGGCCAGUUAAUUAGGUACACCCAUCUAGUACCGGGUCAAACCCCGCUUUGCCACCAAAACAGCCUGUUGGAAACGUUCCACAUGGAUGUGGGUCCAUGCAGACGGGAUGGCAUCACGCCGUAGCUACAGAUUGGAUGGCGGGAACAUUGAUGCUGCAAACAGUCCGGUCUACCUCAUCCCAAAGAUGCUCUCUCUAUUGGGUUUGGUCAGCAACAAUGUUCAGAUACGCUGUGACGUUCGAUCGUUGCUAAAUUGGUAUCAAGGGACCUAACGUGUGCCAGGAAAAUGUUCCCCACACCAGUACACCACCGCCACCAGCCUGUACCGUUGACACCAGGUAGGAUGGGUAAACACACUCAUGCUGCUUACGCCAAAACCUGACUGUCAUCAGCAUGAACCUGGAAACGGGAUUCAUCAGACCAGGCAAGGUUUUUCCACUCCUCAAUUGUCCAGUUUUGGUAAUUGCGUUCCCACUAGUGCUUCUUCUUAGUUUUAGCUGAUAGGACUGGAACCCCGUGUGGUCGUCUGCUACAAUAGCCCAUCCGUGACAAGGAUCGACGAGUUGUGCGUUCCGAAAUGCCGUUCUGCACACCACUGUUGUACUGUGCCGUUAGUGGCCAGCCUGUUAGUGGCCAGCCUGUUAGUGGCCAGCCUGUUAGCCUGCCAUUCUCCUUGGACCUCUCAUCAACGAGCUGUUUUCACCCACAGAACUGCCGCUGACUGGAUGGUUUUUGUUUGUCGCACCAUUCACAGUAAACUCUAGACACUCGUGCGUGAAAAUCCCAGGAGGCCGGCUCUUUCAGAGAUAUUGGAUCCGGUGCGCCUAGCAGACGAUCACCACGCUCAGUCACUUAGGCCGCUAGUUUGACACAUUCUAGCAUUCAAUCAAACAGUUACUGAAUGGCUCGAUGCCUGUCUGCCUGCUUUAUAGAGCAAGCCACAGCCACGUGACUCACUGUAGGAGCAAAUCAUUUUGGUGAACAGGGUGGUGUACCUGAUAAACUGUGACACCCUUUGCUAGUUACUUUAUCAUGUGCUUUGUUUGGUCCUUGGGCAGCGUUUACACAGGCAACCAAAUUCUUAUGGGCAAAAUAAUUGCUCUGGUUGGUCAAAAGACUAAUUGGUGGCAAAAGAUCAUAAUUGGGCUGUCUGAGUAAAUGCAGCCUUUGUUGUGUUCUAGGUGUCAGGAACUCUGGUCUAAUGUAGCGCUAUAAGUUAAUAUAACAGGUAUUUAAUAAACAGGCUACAUUAUACAGGUUGAUAUAACAGGUAUUUAAUAGUCCUGAUAUUUCUGACUGUACUGUAUAUAAAACCACGUCAGUCUUCCAUCCUAGAUUAAGGAAGUGUAAGGACAUGAUUAAUUGCAGACUAUAACAAAAAUGUUUUUUAGGGUUUUAUUCCACUAAUGGCUGAAUUUAGGAUUAGGGGAGGGGAAGCUGAUCCUAGAUCAGCUGGGGUUAAGAUUAGGGGAGGGGAAGCUGAUCCUAGAUCGGCUGAGGUUAAGAUUAGGGGAGUGAAAGCUGAUCCUAGAUCGGCUGAGGUUAAGAUUAGGGGAGGGCAAGCUGAUCCUAGAUCGGCUGAGGUUAAGAUUAGGGGAGGGCAAGCUGAUCCUAGAUCGGCUGAGGUUAAGAUUAGGGGAGGGCAAGCUGAUCCUAGAUCGGCUGAGGUUAAGAUUAGGGGAGGGCAAGCUGAUCCUAGAUCGGCUGAGGUUAAGAUUAGGGGAGGGCAAGCUGAUCCUAGAUCGGCUGAGGUUAAGAUUAGGGGCUGGGAAGCUGAUCUGUACCAAGGGGAAGCUUCAACCCAGAGCCAAAAAAAGGCAACAUUGCCGCAGGAUAGCCUGUUUACUGGGCCAGAGUUCCUACAGCUUUGACAUGGCACAAGGACUGCUUUCCUAAUAACUGUUUUUUAUAGAAGGGGAUGGGGGUGUUUUACGUUCAUGUCAUUUAGGGCAACAAUCACUCACUGUAUUUAUUUAAAAUAAAGGAAUUUGAUGUUUUCA